AAAAAAAGCAUGGCGGCCCCCAAGAUGAGCAUGGGUAAACCUACCGCGGACCGUUUACCGUGCAAUACCACCAGUUUUCAGAAGAAAUCACGAAGCAAACUAGUUUCAAUACCUGGCACAAGACCUUCGAUUCAAAAUGGGCAACUUAUUGUUUCGACUGGUGUCACAUCUCUCGACUACGUGAUUGGUGGUGGUUUAGCAGUUGGAACCCUUCUACUCAUAGAGGAGGACCGAUAUGACAGCUACUCUCGUAUGCUGCUCAAGUACUUCCUGGCAGAGGGGGUGGUGUGUGGACAUGAACUCUACGUGGCGUCUGCUCUGGACCACCCCAAUGACAUCCUACAGGAACUCCCCGCCCCCAUCCUGGAUGACAUCGCCAGCCCCAAAACAGUGGAGGACCAGGCAAAGUCAUGUGACCCUGAGAGUCAGGACGCCAUGAAGAUCGCCUGGCGCUACCAGCACCUGCCAAAAGUACAGACGGCCCUGGCGUCCUCGUCGAGGUUCGGACACUACUACGACGUCUCCAAGACAAUGGACACUGAGAUCUGCCAGGCAGCCAGGUGCCACGGCUUCUACCUUCCAGAACACUCCACCGCUGUGACAUCACCCACUGCCACCAGGCAGAGCCCUAUGCCAGAGACCUACUCCUCUCUGCUGAACAAUCUCCAGGAGGUCAUCCACAGGGAAGGCUUUGAUGGAUCCGUCCCCCAGACCAAGUCACGGAACAUCCUACGAAUCGGGCUGCACUCCCUCGGCUCCGCCCUGUGGGGUGACGACCUAUGUUGCCGUGAAAACCCAAGCCACGGCCACGCCCUCACCACCUUCCUUUACGGCCUUCGGGCCAUGCUGAGGUCAUCGCUCUCUGUCGCCGUGGUUACCGUGCCCUCACACCUCAUCCAGAACAGAGCUCUGAUGGGCAAUAUAACCAGGUUGUGUGACACGGCCAUCGCUCUAGAGUCCUUCAGAGGCUCAGAGAGAGAGACCAACCCCCUGUACAAAGAUUACCACGGUCUGCUAGAUGUACGUCAGCUGCCCUAUCUGAACUGCCUGGUGUGUGAUCUGCCCGACAACAAGGACCUGGCCUUCAAACUCAAGAGGAAGCAGUUCACCAUUGAGAGACUACAUCUGCCUCCAGACCUGUCAGAGACAGUGAGUCGUGUGAGCCGGGGAGAGCUGACAGGGACAGCCAUGGUGGGCUCCUCAGGCUGUGGCUCCGGCUCCACUGGCAACAGACAUCUGGACUUCUAGAACCCCCCUCACCAUCAUCACCGCUGGCAACAAACAUCUGGACUUCUAGAACCCCCCUCACCAUCAUCACCGCUGGCAACAGACAUCUAGACUUCUAGAACCCCCCUCACCAUCAGCACCGCUGGCAACAAACAUCUGGACUUCUAGAACCCCCCUCACCAUCAUCACCGCUGGCAACAGACAUCUGGACUUCUAGAACCCCCCUCACCAUUAUCACCGCUGGAAACAAACAUCUGGACUUCUAGAACCCCCUCACCAUUAUCACCUCUGGCAACAAACACCUGGACUUCUAGAACCCCUUCACCAUUAUCACCGCUGGCAACAAACACCUGGACUUCUAGAACCUCCUCACCAUUAUCACCGCUAGCAACAAACAGCUGGACUUCUAGAACCCCCUCACCAUUAUCACCGCUGGCAACAAACACAUGGACUUCUAGAACCCCCUCACCAUUAUCACCGCUGGCAACAAACACCUGGACUUCUACAACCCCCUCACCAUUAUCACCGCUGGCAACAAACACCUGGACUUCUAGAACCCCCUCACCAUUAUCACCACUGGCAACAAACAUCUGGACUUCUAGAACCCCCUCACCAUUAUCACCGCUGGCAACAAACACCUGGACUUCUCAAACCCCCUCACCAUUAUCACCGCUGGCAACAAACACCUGGACUUCUAGAACCUCCUCACCAUUAUCACCGCUGGCAACAAACAGCUGGACUUCUAGAACCCCCUAACCAUUAUCACCGCUGGCAACAAACACCUGGACUUCUAGAACGUCCUCACCAUUAUCACCGCUGGCAACAAACAUCUGGACUUCUAGAACCCCAUUAUCACCGCUGGCAACAAACACCUGGACUUCUACAACCCCCUCACCAUUACCACCGCUGGCAACAAACAGUUGGACUUCUAGAAUCCCCUUACCAUUAUCACCGCUGGCAACAAACAUCUGGACUUCUAGAACCCCCUCACAAUUAUCACCGCUGGCAACAAACAUCUGGACUUCUAGAACCCCCUCACAAUUAUCACCGCUGGCAACAAACACCUGGACUUCUCGAACCCCCUCACCAUUAUCACCGCUGGAAACAAACACCUGGACUUCUCACACCCCCUCACCAUUAUCACCGCUGACAACAAGGAGCUGGACUUCUAGAACCCCCCUCACCAUUAUCACCGCUGGCAACAAGGAGCUGGACUUCUAGAACCCCCCUCACCAUUAUCACCGCUGGCAAAAAUCAUCUGCACUUCUAGAACCCCCUCACCAUUAUCACCGCUGGCAACAAACACCUGGACUUCUAGAACCUCCUCGCCAUUAUCACCGCUGGCAACAAACACCUGGACUUCUAGAACCUCCUCGCCAUUAUCACCGUUACACCACUGUCACAUUGUCAACCGUUUCCCUGCCAACCGUUUUCGCCCGCCAAUCUUUUCCCUUCAACUGUCCAAGUGGCCUAGCACCCUCCUUCUUUUUACUAGGACAGUUUGACAUUUUAUAUUUUAGUCAUUUUAGUAAAUGCUAUUGUCUAGCGCGACUUACAAUACCUGUAUUGAAGUAAGGAGGCAGCGACACUCCAUCCAAGCCCCUCUAUGUAACUCUGUCAUCUUGGUGUGACUGGGCCUGUCUCAGGGAGAGAGAGAGAGAGAGACGGGGGGGUCAUUUCAAUGGGAUAUCUGUAAUGAAACACACGAUACACCUUUCUGCUAUUUCACCAUCCUGCUGUUUCACCAUCCUGCUAUUUAACCAUUCAAUCAAAGGCAUCUUGAAAAUAUGUUUUUUGAUAAGUUGAAUAAAUGUGUAUAAAUCCA
Molecule: messenger RNA, 3052 nt
Organism: Salmo salar (Atlantic salmon)
Lineage: Eukaryota; Metazoa; Chordata; Actinopteri; Salmoniformes; Salmonidae
Product: elongator complex protein 4
Biological process (GO): tRNA wobble uridine modification
Cellular component (GO): transcription elongation factor complex; elongator holoenzyme complex; cytoplasm
Source: RefSeq, a predicted model, not a curated record